AAUUGUUGCAGGCAAUUUUCCGCAUGCAUUCCACUCUGCAACUGCGGCCCUUAACAGCUCGCAAUCUCGAGGCUGGCAAGGCAUUAUGCAUGCUCAUGGCGCUAUGCCUUCUUCCUGCAGAGAGGAUACAGACUGGGCUACGUGUCAUAAGACAUUAUUUAAUAACGCAUGGCCUACUACAGAAUUUUAGACCGCUGUUGAUGUACAUGGAGAACACAUGGAUGCGACUGAUUGGACCUGAGACGUUCAGCGUGUUCGGCCAGUGCCACCGCACUAAUAAUGCCCUGGAAGGCUUCUACAGUCGGCUUCUUCAGAGAAUGGGGCCUCACCCUGGAGUCUGGCAGUUCCAUGGUGAAUUAAGGGCGAUUGAAAGUGCCCAAUACCUAGAUUACAGAAGAGUAUCUGACGGUAUCGCACAUGUACGUCCAAUACGCAGGGCAUACAGACGUCAAAAUACGACAAUAUUUCUAGAAUCAGAGCGACUGGUGCAAGGCACAUAUAAUGAGGCUCAGUUUCUGGACAUAAUGUCAAAUUCAACCAGAGGGCUACAGCAGAGAUGGGGAGUAGUGUUUCCAGCUGUCGGAGAUACACGCCCGGCUGUCCCAACUAUGCCUCCACCACUUAUUAACCAGGAACCAACUGAUGCUGCUCCAGCACCACCAGCUGCUUCAGCCACUAUCCCACAACCGGCCGCAGGAGCAGCCUCUACUCCUGCCCGUCGGCCUACAGCUGCGUCAGCCACUAUCCCACAACCGGCCGCAGGAGAAGCCUCUACUCCUGCCCGUCGUCCUACAGCUGCGUCAGCCACUAUCUUACAAACCGGCCGCAGGAGCAGCCUCUACUCCUGCCCGUCGUCCUACAGCUGCGUCAGCCGCUCCCCCAGCAGACGCAGCUCCUAUAAUUCAAAACGCAGCAGGAGUGCCUCGUAA
Messenger RNA from Homalodisca vitripennis (glassy-winged sharpshooter), 929 nucleotides. RefSeq lists its product as uncharacterized. Lineage: Eukaryota; Metazoa; Arthropoda; Insecta; Hemiptera; Cicadellidae. The coding region runs from base 24 to 929 and encodes 301 amino acids. The transcript is spliced from 4 exons. The record is from RefSeq and is a predicted model, not a curated record.